This is a messenger RNA of Periconia digitata, 818 nucleotides long. Lineage: Eukaryota; Fungi; Ascomycota; Dothideomycetes; Pleosporales; Periconiaceae. The record is from the annotation of a GenBank genome assembly.
CCGCAAUCGAUGGUAAGCGUCUUUGAGAUCCAGAGUUGUAUAGUAACAUGCGCCUGACAAGCGGUCUAAUGUCUCUCCAAUAAGUGGUAGCGGGCAACGAUCUUUUACUGUCACUGCAUUAAGACCCCGGUAGUCUACACACAGUCGUAAUUUUCCAUCUUUCUUAGGAACAAAAAGGAUAGGUGCCCCCGCUGGGCUAGUGCUAUGCUGGAUCCAUCCUUUUUGUAGAGCAGUCUCUAAGUAUUCACGGAGCACCUAGAGCUCACGUUCUGACAAGCUGUACAGCGGGCCAUAGGGAGGCUCCUUCCCUUCCAUAAUAGGAAUCUUGUGAUCGGAGCUUUUAAACGAUGGGAGCUCUAAUGCCUUAACCUCGUCAAAAACGUCUGCAAAGUCUUGAAGUGGCUUAGGGAUGCAAGGAACGUGCGCUAUACCUGCGGUGCAGAUGCUAGCAGUGUGCUCCACACGUGUAACCGUUAUUUGUAACACCCCUAGUAAAUAUGGCUCUAUGCUAGCCCGCUCAACGUCUUCUAGAUGCUCUUUAACAGAAACGAGCUGGAUAUCCCCAGCUGUAUACUCCCACCUCCAUGUUUGAGUGCUACAGUUAAGGCUAAUUGCUUCCUUUUUCAAGAAUGGGUUACCUAAAAGAAGAGGUACCCCUUCCUUAUCAACUCCGUAGACUGUAGCACAGGUUCGGCGUUGCACCUGCUAGUCAUCUAAGAGUCGCAACUAGAGCGCAUAAGCGGCGUAGGUGCUUUGACGCUGUGACCCAAUCCAGCCUAACCGUAGGAGAUCCGCCCCCUCUAUUAGUUGCAGUCCCA